AUGAGGGCGAGGCAGCUAGUCUCGCUGCUUGCUGCGGUGUCGCUUGCCGUCUUGACCAUCAGCUUUCUGCGGCGAUCUUCCGACCUCACGUCUACUUUCAGAUCACACUCACGUGGCGAUGCCGCACCAGUCUCAACGGAGACACCUAACGAACCCUUUCAGCCGAUCAGAAUUGGAUCCACGAGGGCGCACCCCGUCGACCAGCUCGUGAGAGAUGCGGAGGCCGAUUUCGAGAAGCUACUGGCAAGACAAUCGAAGACACUAGCGGACGCUGUCGCGGAAUAUCGCCGCAGGUACCAGCUACCGCCUCCUCCUAACUUCGACCGAUGGUACGAGUUCGCGAAGCGAAAAGGGGUGCAGCUUAUCGACGAAUACGACACGAUAUACCAUUCGCUACUACCGUUCUGGGCGCUUGAGCCAGCUACGAUACGGGCUCGGGUUAGGGAAGCAUUGGGACAUGCGGACAAUGCCCUGAUUGGACUGUUGAUACGGGACGGGCAGGCUGUCAAAAUCCAGGGCGGAUCGGAGUGGCAACAGCAAGCGACGCUCGGCAUGAUCAACCAGACUUUCCAGCAUCUCCCGAAUAUGGAUCUGGCGUUCAACAUACACGACGAGCCGCGGGUCGUCGUCCCUCAUGACGAGUUGGCUCAGAUGGUCAAGCUAGCCCGGGAGAAGCGCAUGCCCGCAGCUUUUGCCAAUACGGCACCGAAGAAUGCGUUUUCAAGCAAGCCUAAAGACAUGAACAAUGGCAAAAGGAUAGACGAAGUAAAGACAACAAGGUUCAACCACUUCGCGCACCAAGCAACCUGGAUACCCUCCCGCAUGUCCUGCUCGCCCAACAGUCCCGCCCGAAGCUUCGACGACGCAGCAGCGGACAACCUGACCUCCUACGCUCUGGGCGACCUAGGCUUCGUCUACAACCAGACCGCAUUCUCCGACAUCUGCAUGUCACCGUCCCUAAGCAAAACCUACGGCUUCUUCGACCGUCCCAACGCCUUCAACCUCGUCCAAGAGCUCUUCCCGAUCUUCUCCCAGAGCAAAAUCAGCAGCUUCCAGGACAUCCUCUACCCAAGCCCCUGGUACUGGUACGGCAAAGUGCCCUACGACGCCCACCGCGACGAGGACUGGGAAACCAAAACCAACGCCCUCUACUGGCGCGGCUCGACGACCGGCGGCUUCAGCCGGAACGGCGGCUGGCGGCGUCAACACCGCCAACACUUCGUUCGCAAGAUCAACGCGCCCGACAAGGCGCAGAUCCUCAUCAACCGCGGCGCGGCCGACGCGCCAGACUGGCAGCCCAAGGAGGUCAGGCGGAGCGACUACGCCGCGCUCAUCGACGUCAAAUUCUCGCACGUCGGACAGUGCGACCCAGGCGACUGCGACGCGCAGCGGAACUUCUUCGAGAUCGCGGAACCCGCUGAUCAGCAGGAUGCGUGGAAAUAUCGGCACCUCCUCGACAUAGACGGGAAUGCUUUCAGCGGCCGGUUCUACGCAUUUUUGAAGAGCAAGAGCUUGGUGUACAAGAUGGCGAUUUUUCAGGAGUGGCACAAGGACUGGCUGAAGCCGUGGGUGCAUUACAUUCCGUUGAGUUUGAGGGGGGAGGAGUGGUUGGAGGCUGUGAGAUAUUUCUCGGGCGAGGAUGAGGGGAAGAUGCAGGCGCCGAGGCUGGCGAUGCAGGGGAGGAUGUGGGCGGAGAAGGCGCUGAGGAAUGAGGACUUUGAGGUGUGGUUCUUUAGGCUGCUGCUUGAAUAUGGCAGGAUUAUCGACGACAAUCGGGAGAACAUAGGGUAUCCCGGCCCGUGA
Coniosporium apollinis CBS 100218 is the source of this 1803-nucleotide messenger RNA. RefSeq lists its product as uncharacterized. Lineage: Eukaryota; Fungi; Ascomycota; Dothideomycetes. The transcript is spliced from 2 exons. Bases 1 to 1803 code for a protein of 600 amino acids. The record is from RefSeq and is a predicted model, not a curated record.